Molecule: messenger RNA, 4616 nt
Organism: Physella acuta
Lineage: Eukaryota; Metazoa; Mollusca; Gastropoda; Physidae
Biological process (GO): regulation of translational fidelity
Cellular component (GO): cytoplasm
Molecular function (GO): nucleotidyltransferase activity; tRNA binding; double-stranded RNA binding
Source: RefSeq, a predicted model, not a curated record
CACACGCGCCAACCAAACGACCGUCUAUUCACGUGAUCUCAAUAGACCAAUGAAAAGGUGUGUUUGUUUACACCGCAUCUAGCAAAAAAAAAAAAAAAAAAAAACCUGCGUGCUUGCUAGGUCACAUUUUUUUUCAACGUUUUCAGCUCAACAUUAAAUAUUUUACAUCAAUAUUUGACUGAAAAUAAUUUCACGUCUGCGUUUAAAAAAAAUAUUGUUUCACGCGAUCAGAGGUUAGCGUCUGGCUUUAGAGGUCAAGCCGUUUUGAACCCAUCUUCUACAACUGUUCAGUUAACUUUAAGUUGGAUAGAAUAAGAAACUAACAGACUGUCCAUCCGUCAUCCGACACCAACAUGGCUGUCAUCCGUCCGUCAUCGGCACUGACGGCCACCCUCUACACCCACUGCAUCAUUUUCGUCGUCGUCGCCAUCUUCAACUUCUCCAUUGUCGACAAUGUCCUGCAGGUCAACUUCGGCUUUGGCAUCGCUCUGAUGGUGCUGGCACUGAUUGCGCUACUGUUGAGCGUGACGUCACCUGACCAAGACAGCAGUCUGCUCCGGUCUCUCCUCAUGUCCAUCAGCGCGCUCUGGACGGCCGUCGGGCUGUACCACGUGGUACAGUUCUACACCCCCAACAACAUCACCGACUCUGAGGCAUUAUGGGCCGGCUAUGGCACCUUCCUCCUGACCUUCCUCUUCUACGUGUGUGGUUCCCUCCACCACAAAGAUCGCUUCUGCGCCAUCCUCUCUCUUGGCAUGUUUCUGUCCUGUAUCUUCGAGAUCGCUGCUCUCUGGACUCCAGUUCGCAGAAGCGCCGCUGCGUACUAUCUCCUCCUGGCUUUGAUAACCUUAUACCUAACCGUUUCCACGUUAUGGACCAGGUUUCGAGAAGGCGAACCCAAGCCUAAAAUUUCCCAAAGUGAAGAGUUCAAAACGUCUAAAGAUUAUAUCCCUAUGGCGCAUGUCAUGAAUACAUUAGCCGCCGCGGUGUAUGCUGGGCAGGUGACGCGGAUUUUCCAACACGCGUCUGCUGAGUUCACAUGGGUGAUCGUUGCUGGCGUUUUCCAACUUGUUGCCGCGGUGGUUGCCGUCAGGCGAAACGAAAUCUACCACGGGCUCUACUUCAUCUUCCACGCCACCUUCUGGAUCACCAACGGUUUCAACCUCGCCGUCGUUUUCACGACAGGCGAGCUUGUCCCUCUUACCCUCAUCGCCGCCACCGUUAUCCAUUUCAUCAUCUUCGCUGUCAUUGCCAUCAUCUCUCUGACGCGUGAAGUGUACCAGCUGCCCCAGAAUCUGGCGCUGUGUGUUCUGUGUGUGGCUAUUCUCGUCGACGACAACAACUCAGGGGCGUUUCUCGGGGCGAUGGGGUGGAUCCUGUUUGUUUUCUCCCUCUACGGUCUAGCCGCUCACAUCUCCCGAGUUAAAAACUCCGGUUUCAAACUCCCUCUAGGUACGCGUCUUGUUGAUCCAGCGAGAAUCGCAAACUUUUUUCUAACGCAUUUUAAAUCAUGUUUCUCGCAUGUCAAAACAAUAAGCACUUCAUCUAAACAAGGGAAAGCUUUAUUUUCUGCUGAUUUUACUCUCGGUUACUCCCGAUACGGUGGUUUUGAUGUAGCAGGUUUUGCUUUAAACGCUAUCGCCGCUGUAGCCAUUCUGUGGAGUCCUUCCGGGCUUUGGGUUUUACCUUGGGCUGUUGUUCUAGGCGGUAUCGCUCAGAUGAUUGUAGGUUCGAUCUGUUUCGCUAAAGGGUUAUCGUUCGAAAGCUGUGCUUUCUUCACUUUCGGGUCACUGUGGUUGAUAUGGGGUCCGGCCCGGGGGAUCGGAACGAUAGAUCAGGACAACUCCGCCGCCAUCAUCACCGGAUGUGUCGGCUUCUUGUCCGUCGGCCUUCUUCUUCUCGGUCUUUCCACGAUCAUCAACAAAGCCUGGACGGUCCUGACUUUCUUCUUCAACCUCAUCAUCGUCGGCAAUCUUCUCCACGCCGUCAACGCCAACGGUUCUUUCAUCUACGAGAUCGUCAUCACGGUUCUUUUCGUCAUCGUCUGCAUCUACUGUUUCAUCGCCACGGCGCUCAGGUCGGUGUGGGGGAGGGAACUGCUGCCCCUGGGGAAACCGUUCCUGCAGGUCAGCUUUCUGCACUCGCAGGGGGAGCAGGCGUUCUGGGCAGACGGUAAACGUGCGAGUGGGGUCAAGGCCAUUGCAGAUAUCAUGAACAGAGGAGGUAUCUGCGGUAUACCAACAGAUACAGUUUAUACUCUGGUCGCUGCUUGCAAGUUCCCUGCCUCAGUUGAGAGAGCGUACAACACGAAAAAGCUGGCCGAAGACAGGCCCAUGUCCAUGUGGAUCUCCAAAGUGGAGCAGCUUGAGGCAGGUCGCCCCCUCUUUGGCGAGCUAGUCUGGGGCCUGAUGAACGAGAUCUGGCCCUCAACCGUCAGCCUUGUCGUCCCCAAAGGUGAAUGGCUCCAGACUCUUGGCAUCGGAGAGUCCGAGAAGUACAUCGGGCGUCCGGACAGCAUCGCCUGCCGCAUGCCGGACAACACCGUGACGUCACACCUCAUCGACCAGACGGGGCCGAUCGCCGUGACGUCAGCUAACCCCACGGGCGAGGCGGACACGACCCACCACCUCCAGGUUCUGGCCAAGCUGGGCCUAGAAAACUGCGAUGGUAUCCUGUGUUCCGGGCCCUCUCCGGAAAACAUGGCGUCCACUGUCGUAGACUGCCGGAAGUUGAGCACCGAAGGGAAGCUGGCCUUUUUCAGGAUCGGGGUCGUCCCCAGGUCACAGGUCGAGGCCAUGUUUGAGAAGGUCAAGGCCAUUCACGAAGGUGGUGUCCCUCCGAGCAUCGCGUCCACGACUUCAGUUGGGAACGGUUGUCACGUGAAUACGGGAUUUGUGGAUGACCACGGUGACCUCGGCGACAACGCCAUCUACGGCGAGACAGCCGCCAACACCAGCCAGUCGCAGAUCGUGCCUUCCGUCUCCAACAGCACCAACACGUCCUUCGACGUCAGCUUCGCCGAGUCCACCGCCGACGACGACGCCCAGCUCAUCAACGUCAUCGGCUCCGGUUUCCUCCGCCACAGCAAGCACAACCCCGCUGCAACUGGACUCGCCGGUCGCGUGAACAAAGUCUACGAUAGCCUCAGACCCCUCCAGCGUAAAAUAGACAAAGCCAACACCCCUAAGCAGAAUGGGCACACCCCGCUUCCCAGCCCCGCUCAGGACUCUGAAGGUGAUACGGACAAAAGCUCGAAUUCCGGAAGCGAUUCCUACGAACCCAUGCAGAUUCAUACGCCAAGGUCAGGUGCCAGUAUUGACGACCUUCAACAAAUUGAUCUGAUUUCUGAUAAUGUAGCGCCGAAUUUUAGUAUAAACCCGCUCUUUGAUGAGACUCCAAUGUAUACAAAACUUUAACAAAAAAAAUCUAAAUUGCUCCUUAAAUUAAAAAAAAAAAACUAAGCAAUAACUUUGGAUAGGUGAUUCCUUCAUUUCGCAUUUUUAAAGUUGCACCAAUUAAUGACGUCAUGCUGUUGUCUCGAAGUUAAGCACCGGUGGGGGAUCAUUCAUUAAAUUAUUUCAACUUUUCAAUGCUUUAAUCUCUGAUUGCCAUGAGGGUAUAAUAUGUAGGUUACAUUUUGGUGUGAGUUAAUCAUGUGCUAAAUAUCAGCUUGUGAUGUAAUGUAUUUUUACCAUAUGUAAUCAAGGUUGUCUUUUUAUGGUAAACUGUUAAAUCGCUCAAAAGGAAACAUGUAUGUGUAUGUAUGGUUGUCACAUUAAGACAUAUGGAUGGACUAAGCCUGCUUGUGGUCUUUAAUAUAGCAUAUACAAUAUAUAUUUUGUGGAGGGGUUGGCGGGGGAGGGGGGGGGGAAUAGAGAUUUAAUUCCUAAGAUAUGUGCCUAUAAGCACAUAUACAUUAAGAAAUAUGUGACAGAAAAAUGAUGUGAUAUAAAAAAUUACAAAAAAAAAGUUUUUUAAAACUUCAUAUACAAAAAAAUGCCAACAUUUUUUAGUGACUGAUCCUACACCCGAUAAUUGUAUGCGAAAUUGUACAUUUUAUAAAUGUUGCAUAAUGUAGGAAUGUUUUGUUUUUUUAAAUAAAUGAUGCAUUUUGUAUAAAAGUGGCAUUUUUUAGGAAUGUUACAAUUGUAUGAAUAUUAUAUGAUGUAUGAAUGUUGCAUUAGCUUACGAAUAUUGCACGCUGGUCAUAAUUUGGAAAUUGUACAUUUUAUUGUCACUUUUUGUUUACAAAAACAAAUAACAAACAUAUUCUGUCGAACGAGAAGCUACUACGAAAAUAUAUUUAAAAUGUCACCAUAAUUAACAUUGUUUUUUCUUAGCUUUCUAUAUAUUGUGAUGAUCCUUUUAUGCUUAUGUAUUAUUAUGUCUAUGUCAUGGUACAAAUCAUGAAUGAAUAUUGUAUGGGGCUUAUAUUAUGAGAUAAGAUGUAUAGAAUGUUCUAUUUUUAAUCACAUGACAAGUUGUAUUAUGUGUAUACUCCGUACAUUUAGGUCUAAUGUAAAUACUUCUUACUGCUGAAUUUAAAAAAAAAAUGUUUGAAAGAAUUUUUCGUUAUUAUUUUUAUGAAUAUUGUUUUUCAUGCAUUUGGUAAAUAA